Molecule: messenger RNA, 1548 nt
Organism: Penicilliopsis zonata CBS 506.65
Lineage: Eukaryota; Fungi; Ascomycota; Eurotiomycetes; Eurotiales; Aspergillaceae
Exons: 4
Coding region: 1-1548 (515 amino acids)
Biological process (GO): fatty acid metabolic process
Molecular function (GO): medium-chain fatty acid-CoA ligase activity
Source: RefSeq, a predicted model, not a curated record
AUGGCUACCCUCGCCCAGUCAUUCUCUGCAGACAGUACCAACGUCGCCGUUCUUAUUCCUCACAAGCCCGACGUCCUCGCGGUAUCUUACCAGCAACUACAUUCCCAUAUUGGUGCCUUCCAGGAGAAAUUGGCUAGAUUGGGUAUUAAACAUGGCGAUGCUGUCUCAAUCGCUCUACCGAACUCCUAUGAGUUUAUCGUUUCCUUUCUAGCGGCGUCUUGGCAACGGGGUAUCGCGGCCCCUUUGAACCCGGCUUAUAAGCAGGACGAGUUCGAGUUCUACAUUGAUGAUCUCAAAUCAGCCGUGGCUCUUGUGCCGAAAGGUUCAUUCGAGCAGAAUGGACCCGCUGUAAGAGCUGCGAGGAAGUACAAUGCCGCGAUUGCGGAGUGUUACUGGGAUGGAAGAGAAGUGGUUCUGGAUGUCAAGGAGCUUGGGAAGCUGCAGGGAAGAGAAUAUCAAAGGCUCGAGCAAGCUCAGCCUGAAGAUACUGCCCUUGUUCUGCAUACUAGUGGAACGACUGGUAGACCCAAAGCCGUUCCCCUCUCACACCGGAAUUUAACCACAACAAUGAGGAACAUCCAGGAUACCUACAAGUUGGGCCCCGAGGAUCGUACCUACCUCGUGAUGCCUUUGUUCCAUGUUCAUGGACUUCUGGCUGCCUUCCUUGCGCCCCUCUCCUCUGGAGGAUCCGUGAUUGUCCCGCCCAAGUUCUCUGCGUCUCAGUUUUGGACGGAUUUCAUCGCCCACAAGGCCAAUUGGUACACAGCCGUGCCGACCAUCCAUCAAAUUCUUCUUAAAUCCCCCUUGCCCAACCCUAUCCCUAAGAUCCGCUUUAUCCGAUCGUGUUCGUCGCCACUGUCUCCGAAGACUUUCCAAGACCUGGAGACGACGUUCAAUGCCCCGGUCCUUGAAGCUUAUGCUAUGACGGAAGCGGCUCACCAGAUGACCAGCAAUCCCCUCCCACCGGGCAAACGCCAGCCUGGUAGCGUAGGCCUCGGACAGGGUGUCGAGGUGAAGAUUCUCGACCAGGACGGCAACGAAGUACCUCAGGGCCAGGAAGCGGAGAUCUGUGUGCGUGGUCAGAACGUGACCAAGGGCUACCUGAACAACCCGUCCGCAAAUGCAUCGUCAUUUACCAAGGACGGCUUCUUCCGCACCGGGGACCAGGGCAAAAAGGACCCGGAUGGAUAUGUCAUCAUCACCGGACGCAUCAAGGAGCUCAUCAACAAGGGCGGGGAAAAGAUCAGUCCGAUCGAGCUGGAUAACACUCUGCUACACCAUCCCAAGGUUGGCGAGGCCGUCUGCUUCGCCAUCCCCGACCCAGGUCAUUACGGGGAGGAUAUCGGAGCGGCCGUCGUGCCGAAGCCGAACGAGAAAGUUUCCGAGGCAGAAAUCAAGGCCUUUGUUGCAGAAAAGUUGGCCAAGUUCAAGAUUCCAAAGAAGGUGUGGAUUGUGUCCCAAAUCCCCAAGACCGCCACCGGUAAAAUUCAGCGACGAAAGGUCUCAGAGGCUAUGCUCAAGAAAGACGAGCCAAGAGCGAAGCUGUGA